This is a messenger RNA of Symbiodinium necroappetens, 2397 nucleotides long. The record is from the annotation of a GenBank genome assembly. NCBI's taxonomy places the organism in Eukaryota, Dinophyceae, Suessiales, Symbiodiniaceae.
AUGUUGUUGCCACGGCAGCCAAGGGAUGAUCUUGCGCUUUGCAACCCUGGAGUUCCCAUUCCACAAGUGGUGCCUCGGCGCUUCAGCAGGUUCAAUCUUACGGCCGAAUGGAAGCGAAAGUGCUCGUCCCUGCCGCAUCCGUCGAGUGUUCCCGAUGCAAAUUGGUGCUGGGAGUACAUGAAGCACAACGGCUGUUAUGCAUCCCACGGUUCUACGACUUGGUUCGAGGAUCAGGCCAAGGUUGCCCAGUUCGGCCAAGCCCCUCCGCCUGCCGAGCUAGCGAUGGAUGCACUCGUGCACCCAUACCUCUGUGAAAAUCCGCGUUUCGGGAAAGAGUGGCGCACUCCUUUCGAAAGCAGCGCCAGCUUGAAUUGGAUGCGCGCUACUGUGGCGGUGUAUGUGGUACACCUGCGAUCAGCCACUGACAGAUGGCGACUGGUCAGCGCCAGGCUGAAAGAGCUUGGGAUCGACUUCCAAACUGUCGAAGGAGUGGACUUGACUGUCCUGGAUGACUACGAACAAGCGCUCCGGGAAGGACUUCUCCCGAGGGUGGUAAACGGAAGCCUGGGCACCCUGGGCUGCGCCGCAGCCCACUUCAGAGCGAUGAGGACUGCCGCAAGAGGUCCGAAAGCCCUGGCCCUGAUUCUUGAAGAUGAUGUCUGGCUGUCAGAUGAUUUUGCAGCGAAGUUGAGACAGCUUGUCCACGACGAAGCUCCAUGCAACUGGCAGAUUCUUUCUCUCAAGUCGCGCUGCCCCUUCGGGAAGUGUGUGUCUACGCAUCUGUCACAAGUUCAACCAGAUGGGAAUGCUGGCAGAUGCAGUGGUGUCAACUUUGGCUUUUUUGCAAUGCUGUACCGCGUCAACUCACUCGACGAUAUCUGGCAGAUGCUCUACGAAGAGGUUUGGAGCCAGCAAUGCCACAAUCUUGAUGUGGCGCUAGCUGGCAUCUCAGACAAGGUAGCAUACUAUGCGGUGCCUGCAAUCCAGAUGCCAGGCGCAGAUGAGAUGGAGAGUUUGACAAAGAGAUCCAUCGACCCUGCGACGUCGACGGCUAUCGAAUGCAGGAUUUCUUUGCAACGGGGCCAGAGCAGCCAGCGCUUCGGCGUGGCAUGCGCCAAUCUAGCAGCGGCCUAUGCUUCCAGCUGUUUCGUCGUGAUGAGAAUCCUGGAAGGGGGACAGGUGGAGGCUUGGAACGACACGUGCCAGGCAUGUGAAGAGCCAUGGCGGCGGAUUCAUGUCGCGAGUGCAAUUCUCUCUGUGAAUGGCAUUUGCGGGGACAUCAAACGAAUGCAGCAGGAGCUGGAAACCACAACUGCAGUUAGUCUCACAUUCUGCAAUCCACCCAGCGUGCUUGCCUUGUGCUCUGUUCUCCGAGCUGCGUCAACGGGAACGGAGCUUCCCUUGCCGCACCUUUUCUGGCGGGAGAGUGCCAAGAGGCUUCUCACAGAGCAUGGGAUGCAGAUGCAGAUGCGAACCAGCAGUUUGCGCUUGAAUGCGACCAAAGCCACCAACCUCUCCGUCAUUGUUACCACAAGCCCGGUUCCCUCCAACCCUAGCACUGAGAUGCUUGACCGUGUCCUGGCCAGCAUGCAACUGGUGCCUGGACUUGGUUCAGCUCCGAAGAUCAUCGUUUGUGAUGGCUGCAAGUGCGUGCCACCGGGGCACAAAACAAAUCACAAAGCAGGAAAGGUGACGAUUGAAGAAGCACAGCGUUACGAACAGUUCAUCGAGCGACUGCGCGAGAAAUCUGCAGAAUCGUGCAACUGCGAGGACGCUGCCUUCUUUGGUACCCAGGUCCUGUCCAUUAGCGAUCAUCAUGGAUUCGGCUUUGCCGUCAAAGCUGCCUUGGCUCACAUCACCACAGACUAUGUGCUGGUCGUUCAGCAUGACCAAGAGUUCAUUGCCGGCUUUGAUUUGGAAGCUCUGCUCGAGACGAUGUCUCUGCACCCUGGAGUUGUCAAGUACGUCGGCUUGCCAAGUGUCUCAACCUUGAACUAUGAGCAUGCGAUCCGAUCGAAAUACGGCCUUUCUCUACAUUGCACUACGGAAUUUGGCGUACCACUGACGCCAUUGAUUUUCUUCUAUGACAAGCCACACGUCUGCAGCACAACACACUAUCGCGCCACCAUCUUUGGACCAGGUUCCCCUGUACGAAAGGGCGAUUUCAUAGAGGAGACUCUGGGAGUGGCUGAGCGCGAAGAUAUCCUGCAGAAUGGAAUGGAUGCUCGACCGCACAAGCGAGAAGCUCAUGCGAAAUACGGAACGUUCCAGUUGGAUUACAGAGAUCUCUCCGACCGCCAAUUGGCUGUGAUUCGGCACGUGAACGGUCGAGCCUUCUUAUCCCCAGAGCAGCGAGUUGCGAAGGGAUGGACAGCCACGCUGCGCUUCAUUGUCUAG